Messenger RNA from Argiope bruennichi, 1096 nucleotides. Its product is annotated as retinaldehyde-binding protein 1-like. Gene Ontology annotation, cellular component: membrane. Gene Ontology annotation, molecular function: phosphatidylinositol bisphosphate binding. The transcript has 6 exons. The record is from RefSeq and is a predicted model, not a curated record. Bases 184 to 1038 code for a protein of 284 amino acids. NCBI's taxonomy places the organism in Eukaryota, Metazoa, Arthropoda, Arachnida, Araneae, Araneidae.
GUUGAGUAGAAAAAAUAUUGCGUGAAAGAGGUUUAAGGUGAAAUUUGAAGCAGUUCUUUAGAUGCAAUUUAAAUUUCGGAAGAAGCUGUAGAAGUUCAAGUGGAAAAGUCCAUUUAGCAAUAAAGGAUUGCAAACCAUAAACUUAAAGGAAAGAGAGCAUUUGAAACAGUUGUUGAAAAAGAAAUGAGCCAAAUGGAGCGUUAUCCUCUGGAAAUGUCUCACCUUCCAGAAUGUUUUCUAGAAAAAGCCAAGAAAGAACUCAAUGAAGUGCCAGAACAACGAACUGAAGAAUUAAGAAAAUUCAAAGAGAUGUUGUCAACUGAUAAAACCUUCGCAGGCAUAGAUUUUGAGGAUGACUUCUUGUGGCUCUUUUUAAGACAUGCGAAACACGACUCUUCGAGGGCUCUGACACAUCUUCGAAAUUUAAUCAAAUUUCGAAGAAAUUACAGCCAUUUAUUCCAAAGCAUUGAAGAUGGCUUCUUUCAUUCCAGUCCCUCAACUCAGUGUUUUUCUAUACUUCCAAAAAGAACUUCUGAUGGGUGUUCAGUAAUUUUAAUAGAAGUAGGUAAAUGGGACCCAGAAGAGUUUCCGUUAGAACAUUUCAAAAGAAUGUUCAUUUUUGUGAUCUUGCAAACACUCAGGGAUCCAGUGACGCAAAUCAAUGGAUUCAAGAUCAUUCAAGAUUACAAGGACACUAAUAUGAAGCAUCUGAAGUGCUGCACUCCCCAGAAUAUCUACCUCGAAUAUCACUUGGGCAUGAAUUGUGUUCCAGGACGAUAUAGAGAAAUCCACUUCAUCAAUGGAUCUAUGGUCUUAACGCUUUUUUGGUCUAUCGCAAAACUCCUCUUUCCAAAGAAGAUAAAGCAAAGAGUGAUGUUUCAUUCUAAGCCAGAGGAUCUCUUGAACUUCUUUCCACCGGACAUGAUCCCCACUCAGUGGGGUGGCACUCUGACGGAUUACCACGAUGAAAAUUUGCUGAAGAAAAUGAAUAAAGAACAUGGAAGCUACCCUAUAGGAGGGCCUAAAAAUUAUUUUUAAAUAUUUCUAGUAUUUAUUUUUAAGCACAAAACAUAAUAAACAAUUCUUUAUGUAUUGA